This is a messenger RNA of Wasmannia auropunctata (little fire ant), 3631 nucleotides long. It is a transcript of the gene SerRS, whose product is annotated as serine--tRNA ligase, cytoplasmic. Gene Ontology annotation, molecular function: serine-tRNA ligase activity; tRNA binding; ATP binding. The record is from RefSeq and is a predicted model, not a curated record. The transcript is spliced from 6 exons. The coding region runs from base 225 to 1700 and encodes 491 amino acids. Gene Ontology annotation, biological process: seryl-tRNA aminoacylation. Gene Ontology annotation, cellular component: cytosol. NCBI's taxonomy places the organism in Eukaryota, Metazoa, Arthropoda, Insecta, Hymenoptera, Formicidae.
GUCCGGUUUUACUCCAUUAUACAUAACCUCUAAUCGACUCGAGCCGCAUAGCCGCUGAUAGCCGCUAUUGACUGUUGACAGCUGUGGACAACUUGGUUAGUCGCUGUCAUUCGAACAGCUGGUGAGAUAAUUCGAGGGAAUUUGAGGUGUGCCACGUGUGUGCGCGGUGCGCACAGUGUAGACCCUCGUAACGCCGAAACUGCCGAAAGUAAAAUAGAAGAAAUAUGGUACUCGACUUGGAUUUUUUCCGUAAGGAUAAGGGUUUUGAUCCAGAAAGAAUCCGGGAGAACCAGCGGAAGCGUUUCAAGGAUGUGAAACUAGUAGAUACCGUAAUCGAGAAGGACAAGCAAUGGCGGCAAUUGCGUCAUCGCGCUGACAAUUUCAACAAGCUGAAAAAUCUGUGCAGCAAGGAGAUCGGUGAGAAGAUGAAGAAGAAGGAGCCGCUUGGCGACGACGGUACUGUGCCCCAGGUGAUCGCCAAUGAUUUGGACAACUUAACCUCAGAGAACCUGAAAGUGUUGACGGUGACACAGAUCAAAGGAAUACGUACCCUCAUCGAUGUUGCCAUACAGAAAAACGAUGAGAACCUGAAGACUAUCGAAUUCGAUAGGAAUGCUGCACUCAGGGAAGUGGGAAAUCAUUUGCAUGAAUCUGUGCCUGUUAGCGACGACGAAGAAGAAAACAAAGUGGAGAGAACGUGGGGAGAGUGCACCGAGAGAAAAAAGUACUCUCAUGUCGACCUCAUCCAUAUGAUCGAUGGAAUGGAUGGAGAACGUGGAACAGGUGUGUCCGGUGGACGAGGCUAUUUUCUCACUGGCCCAGCGGUGUUUCUCCAACAAGCCCUAAUACAAUUGGCAUUGAGCGAGUUACACAAGAAAGGCUACAAACCUCUUUACGCUCCAUUUAUCAUGCGGAAAGACGCGAUGCAAGAAGUAGCGCAGUUAUCUCAAUUCGACGAGGAAUUAUACAAGGUGAUUGGUAAAGGUAGCGAACGUAAUGAGGACAAAGAAAUGGAAGAGAAAUACCUUAUUGCUACCUCCGAGCAGCCAAUAGCAGCUUUUCAUAGAGGCGAAUGGAUAGCCGAAAGUGCUUUACCAAUAAAAUAUGCCGGAAUCUCUACUUGCUUUAGACAAGAAGUUGGCUCUCAUGGACGAGAUACUAGGGGUAUUUUUAGAGUGCAUCAGUUUGAAAAGAUAGAGCAAUUUUGCCUUACGUCGCCACACGAUAACAAAUCCUGGGAGAUGAUGGAAGAAAUGAUUUCCAAUGCGGAGAAAUUUUAUCAAACCUUGGGCAUUCCUUAUCGUAUAGUUAAUAUUGUAUCCGGUGCAUUAAAUCAUGCAGCUUCCAAGAAGUUAGAUUUGGAGGCCUGGUUUCCUGGCUCGGGUGCAUUUCGCGAACUCGUGUCAUGUAGCAAUUGCUUGGAUUAUCAAGCGAGAAGAUUGCUAGUCAGAUACGGUCAAACGAAGAAAAUGAACACUACGACGGACUACGUUCACAUGCUGAACGCGACAAUGUGCGCUGUGACGCGUGUAAUUUGCGCAAUUUUAGAAGUACAUCAAACGGAAACUUGCAUCAAGAUACCAAAAGUUCUUGCGGAUUACAUGCCUUCCGAAUACAAAAGUGAAAUUCCAUUUGUGAAAGCUGCGCCGAUCGACGAGAUUGAAACGAAGAAACAGAAAAAGCAAAAGGAAACCGUCUAAGUAGCAUAUAGUUACGUGAAUAUGGUGAAAUAAAGCAAGUGGAUUAUAGAUUUUAUUUAUUGCAUUUUUUUUUAAUAUUCCAUAUUACGAUCUAAUUGAAUCGCGCAGAGCUGUGUGAUAGCUGUGUUACAAUAGCUUUUUAAGAAAAUACACAUACGAAUGUAUUUUUGGCUCCUCAAUACCCACAACUUUUUACGUAUCUCACAACAAUACUUAUUUCUUUGACUCGAAAAUUAAAAACUUCUUGACUCGCAAGAUAAAAUUUCAUCUGGCCACUUUUAUGUACAAAGACAAAAAUUGUGUGCGUGCGUGUGUAUGUAACAUCCUCAAAUAUUGAAAUUUAAAUAUUUCAAUGAGAAAUUUAUUAACUUUAUUACUCAAGAAGGCAUGUAUCCGUUCAACGAUCAUGUUAAGCUUAGAACAAUCGGCGAUUGUCAACACAGAUUACAACAUUUUAUUUGAUAACACUUGUUCAAUAUUUUUAUAAUCAGACAUCGGUAUAUAAUAUAUAUGAUUUUGUAAUAUACAUUUGAUGAAGAAUAUUUUUCAUAUAUAAUAUUCCAUAUUUAUCUACUUCCUGAAAACUCGUAAUAUCUCCGUAAUGUGCUACGAAUCCUUUUUAUUUUUACAAUUAUCAGUAUCAUUAAUACUAAUGUACAUACAAGAGGCCAUUAAAAUGUUUCCCCCAGAAAAAUGUACUUCAGUGUGUGUGUGUGUACAAUACACACACCACACACACACACACACACACUGAAAUAUAUCAUGAAAAGAAAAGAAACUUUACAGCGCUUCGCCAACAAGCUUAUGGUCUUUCUACGACGAUUAUAUGUAUUUACCGGAAGAAAAGCACAUGCCGAUCUCCAUUCGUAAAAAAAACUGUUAUGUAUGCUAAUAAUCGGUGUAAUAUUUUGGCCAGGCAUAAGAUAAUCUACCAUACUGCUCUUUUCACCUUAUAAAAUAUAGACUUUACAUUAUUACGAGUAAAUUUUCAUAUAAUACAUUUCUCAUACAGUAAACCAUCAUCGCAGCAACAUGCCUCGCCGCGAAAUAAUGUUAAAAUUUUUUAAAAUUCCAUAUUGUUAUUAUUCGUAGUCAUAGCACUACGAUUUAUCAUUUAUUACUGAGCAGAGUAAUUUAACUUCGAUAAAACUGCAGGAUGCGAGAUAUGGAAAUGUUCGGCGGAAAGAUCGAAGAAGUGUAAUUACUUAUGAUUGAGUUUCAACAUUCACUAUCAGUAUUGAAAAUCUGUAGCACACGUCACACGUGUAUUAAAGAUUAUCAGUACUGACACUAAAUAUCGGAACGCGGUCAUUACGAUCGACUAAAGGAAUCGUUAUGUGAUGCACGAUCAAAUGUAUCUUUUAAUAGAAAAUGAUGGCAUCGAGUUCUCAAACAUUUCCAAGCUUUCAUAGAUGACAAAUUUAGCCAACUUGUAUAAACCGAAAAAAAAUGAGACGCGCACGCUUAAUUUUAUAUCAAUAUAUGUAUAAUAACAAACUGAAAAUAUUGAUUUUGCAUAAUUGGGGGGGGGGGGAGAAUUCCGAUAACGUAAAGAAUGUCACAAGUGCCGUUCGAAUAAUUUCUUUCUGAUCUCACAUUCUUACUCUAAUCUCUCAGUCGUUUAGAAAAAGUAAACGCAUUUUUAAGUCGAAACAGUCGUGUAUAUAUAUAUAUAUAUGUGUGUGUGUGUGUGUGUGUGUGUGUGUAUUUGUGUACCUCGUAAUUUGGUCCAACAACUGGUACUCGUUUUAAGGGCGUCAGUGUUAAAAUCUGCCAAUCGCUGUCGGCUUCAUCCGCAAAACACACUCAGUUUCGCAUUCAGCCCAUGACGCGUUGAAACGAUGAGUUGUGAGACAUUGAUAUAGAUAUAGGCACAAUGGGAAAAUCAGUAAAUAAACAACUUAUGGUACAAUACACAAGUGUAAAAAAAA